CCGAUGUACGGCGUGAAGCAGACAUAUCCGACGCGAACGCUUACUAACACCGGCAACAUCCAGAUGGAUCAGGAUCAGUUCGAUCCGAUAUGGAGGAACUUUACAGAGGAGCUGGCAACAACGGCUUCGAUGGGCACGUCAAAGCUCAAGUUCGCCACAGGAGAACGGUGUUGCCGAACUUCCAGACCAUGUUCGCACUGUUGCAGUGCAGCCCUGAUUUGAAUCAGACUGAUUGCCAGAGUUGCUUGCGGGAAUGCAUAAAUGAUUAUCAAGAUUGUUGCCGUGGAAAACAAGGUGGGCCUGUUCAAAAGCCGAGCUGCAUUUUCCGAUGGGACUUGUACCGUUUUUUCGACUCCGAUCCCAUCAAUCUGCCGCUAUCUCCACCACCACCAACUACAGUCGCCCAGGCCGACCCUCCUGCUCCUCCACCUGCAAAUGCCCAAGUCACCAAUGGUAAUAUCUCGAAGUCACUACGCAUUGUGGUUGCUGUGGUAGGUUCAGUAGCUCUCUUUGUGGUGGCUAUUGUCUCCGUUUGUUGCUUGAUUAGAAGGAGGAGAAGUAAUCCAUUGAUGGUCUCAACUGCAAAAGACGAGGUCAAAACUGCUGAAAGCUUACAGUUCAAAAUAAGCGAGAUCAGGGCCGCCACAAAUUCCUUUGCAGAAGGCAAUAAGCUUGGAGAAGGGGGAUUCGGGAAAGUGUAUCGGGGUAGGCUUCCCAACGGACAAGAAAUAGCUGUGAAGAGGCUAUCACAAAGCUCAGGGCAAGGCCUCCAAGAAUUUAAGAAUGAGAUUGUAUUGGUCGCGAAGCUUCAACACCGGAAUUUAGUGAGACUGCUUGGAUUUUGCUUUGAAGAAGGGGAAAAGCUACUGGUAUACGAGCUUAUGCCCAACAAAAGUCUUGACUACUUCGUGUUCGACCUUGAGAAAAGCAAACAACUGGACUGGCCAAGACGUUACAACAUAAUAUCAGGCAUCGCUCGAGGGAUGCUCUAUCUUCAUGAAGAUUCUCGGCUUCGAAUCAUUCACCGUGAUUUAAAAGCUAGCAACAUCUUGCUGGACAACAAUAUGAACCCAAAGAUUUCGGAUUUUGGCAUGGCAAGGAUUUUCGGAGUUGAUCAAACUAAUGCAAACACUAGAAGAAUCGUAGGAACCUACGGUUACAUGUCCCCGGAAUAUGCGAUGCAUGGGCAAUUCUCUCAAAAGUCCGAUGUUUACAGCUUCGGCGUCCUCCUCCUUGAGAUCAUUUGCGGCAAGAGGAAUGACUACUACUACCAAUCUGAUGGAGGUGAAGCUCUCGCAAGCUAUGCUUGGAAGCACUGGAGAGACAAUGUGCCUUGGGAAAUCUUAGACCCGGUAUUGGGAGAAUCUUAUUCCAGAAGCCAAGUGCUAAGAUGCAUACACAUUGGCUUUCUAUGUGUUCAGGAAGAUCCGGCUAAUAGACCGACCAUGGCAAGCAUAGUUCUUGCGCUGAGCAGCCAAACUCUUAGUCUGGCAGUGCCACGGAACCUGCCUUUUUCCUCCGGCUGGACGGAACCACCAAGGAACAUCAUAGCAAAUGACCAAGGACAUGAUCAGAAUACCAGCGGCUCCACACCUUUGUCGGUCAAUGGAGUGUCGAUCACUGAACUCUCCCUCGAUGAAGCACAUGAACAUCUAUUCAUGACAUGAUUUCAUCUGCUUCUCAAGCUAAUUAUGUGGACGUUGCGUCCAGAAAUACUAUUUAGUUUUACAUGAACUGUUUGAUGAGUGCGGUUGUAGUCACUAAUGAACUGGUAGUAAAGCGGUUGUUUCCUUUUCUCUU
Messenger RNA from Eucalyptus grandis, 1800 nucleotides. RefSeq names its product putative cysteine-rich receptor-like protein kinase 35. NCBI's taxonomy places the organism in Eukaryota, Viridiplantae, Streptophyta, Magnoliopsida, Myrtales, Myrtaceae. Gene Ontology annotation, biological process: protein phosphorylation. Bases 90 to 1667 code for a protein of 525 amino acids. The transcript has 7 exons. Gene Ontology annotation, molecular function: protein kinase activity; ATP binding. The record is from RefSeq and is a predicted model, not a curated record.